AUGCACGAACCAGUUCAGCUGUACAACGAAAUAAAGCAUCAUAGAAAAAACAUUAUAUCACCUGUGGAUCUGAUGGGAUGUUCAAUAACUCCUGCAUGCACUUCACACGAGCAAAAAGCACUGCAUGUCUUGAUUGCACUUCUUUUAUCAUCGCAAACACAAGACAGCAUAACAUGGAAUGCCAUGCAAAGACUACGUCAGUCACUUCCCGAAGGAACACACAAUGAAUCUUCAGAAUACAAUGGACUCACACUCGAAAACAUACUCAUCACAAGCACCAAUCACAUCAACAAUUGUAUCCAGAAAGUUGGUUUCCACAAUAAAAAGGUACAGUACAUCAAAAAAAUCGCACAGAUAUUGGCCAAAACAGGACUUCCAAAUACACUGGACGAUCUACUUGCACUUCCAGGCAUAGGCAUGAAAAUGGGCGUCUUGUACAUGGCUCAUGUUCACAACAAGACAGUGGGAAUAAGCGUAGAUACACAUGUUCAUAGAAUCUCAAAUAGAAUAAGACUAGUAAGCACCAAAAGACCAGUUGAAACACAGAAAAGACUUCAGGAAAUCAUACCUGAGAAUGAGUGGAUGGCACUCAACACAGUCCUCGUUGGAUUCGGUCAGAUAAUAUGCCUUCCACGGAGUCCACAGUGUAACAAAUGCAUAAUCGCUUCAAAAUGCCCAAGCUCUCUUUUCUGA
Molecule: messenger RNA, 693 nt
Organism: Ordospora colligata OC4
Lineage: Eukaryota; Fungi; Microsporidia; Ordosporidae
Product: endonuclease III
Exons: 1
Coding region: 1-693 (230 amino acids)
Biological process (GO): base-excision repair; nucleotide-excision repair; base-excision repair, AP site formation
Cellular component (GO): nucleus
Molecular function (GO): DNA-(apurinic or apyrimidinic site) endonuclease activity; 4 iron, 4 sulfur cluster binding; oxidized pyrimidine nucleobase lesion DNA N-glycosylase activity
Source: RefSeq, a predicted model, not a curated record